Molecule: messenger RNA, 743 nt
Organism: Quercus robur (English oak)
Lineage: Eukaryota; Viridiplantae; Streptophyta; Magnoliopsida; Fagales; Fagaceae
Exons: 3
Coding region: 256-669 (137 amino acids)
Source: RefSeq, a predicted model, not a curated record
AGGCAUGGCUUGGCACUGAUUGGGUACUGUCUGAUGACGACGGCAGGACACCGCGAUGCACGCCUGGCGAUGGUGCUGGGCCAUCCCAUAGCGUCGAUCAUCAGGGCACUGUUCCAGCCCACACUACAUCCCAUGGUGCUAGCACGGACUUUGAGGGCCCUCCUCGUAUGUCGCCCCCAGUUUUCAGUGGAUCUGCCCAUGAUGGUGGAUGCAUAUUUGUCCCCACACCAGGCAUGCCCACCCCACCUCUAGUGCAUGUGGACCCCACCAUGUCAGCUCCAUCUCAAACCGCCCACGGAGAGGCUAUACAGAUUGAGCAGAUACCGGCUGAGGACAUUGAGCCGGUGGAGGCUUUGCGGAGAUCGCGACGCCCGCGUGCGCAUGCUCCCGAUUGCGGGACCGGUGAUGGUAAGAUUAGACCUGUCAGGGCAUAUGGGCGGAAACGAAAAGAUCAUUAAAUGCCUUAGUGUAUGCUUAUACUUCCUGCCUAUAGGUGACUGCAUAGUGACUGGAAUAAGCAUGCAAAAUGUUCUACUAAUUGGGGAGAAUCUUGGUGGCUGUGCAUCUAUUUCUGGAUCAUUGCUUGGGGAGAAUACUGGCUGUCAAUGUGUUUGUUGUCAAGAAAUUGAUAUUUUGGAGAAAACCCAUAAGGCGUAUUGUAUUUAUUGAUGUAUUAGGAAGUUUUUCUGCACUUGGAGUUUUGAUUGCAAUUUGACAAAUGUCUGGAUUGGUAUUCAUUUGAA